This is a messenger RNA of Salarias fasciatus (jewelled blenny), 1658 nucleotides long. RefSeq names its product interleukin-12 subunit beta-like. NCBI's taxonomy places the organism in Eukaryota, Metazoa, Chordata, Actinopteri, Blenniiformes, Blenniidae. Gene Ontology annotation, molecular function: protein binding. Bases 323 to 1531 code for a protein of 402 amino acids. The record is from RefSeq and is a predicted model, not a curated record. The transcript has 9 exons.
CGCUUCGAAACGCUUUUUCAAAUGACUUUGUUUUUCGAUUAAAAAAAAAAAGCGAUUCCAUAAAAGCGAUUCCUCCGCCCGUCCAGGAGGCGCGUGGGAAAAGAAAAAAAAACAACAAAACAAAACAAAACAAAGAAGACAAAGUGUGGCGGAAGUCGUUUAUAAACGCAAAUGUUCGGAAAGCAAAGUUCCUCUGGAGUUUUUCUCUGUUUGAGACGACCUGGGGAAAUUUGUCCCUGCAAUGUGAGGAGGGUAUAUAACCCAGCGGGACGCGCAUGGAGCGCAGUCCCGAGACGCGCGCUCACUGGAGUCUGGCUGAAAGAUGAAUUUAUAUGUUUCCACCGUCAUCUUGGCGCUGCCACUGCUGAUCAGCUGUCAAAAUCCCAUAAGACACUGGACCCUGCUGCCCAACAUUCUGGUGGUGGAUGUGGACGGCAGGGUGGGCCAGCAGGCUCUGAGCUGCUUGGAACUGCUAGAGGAAGACAUGAGGGGAGACAACCGGAGCCAAGAGAUCUUUUGGAGGAGGAAUGGGAAAGAACAAGCUCAGAGAGGGAAUUCGUUCCUGGUGCAGCUGGAGGAAAGCACGGGAGGGGGGAACUACACCUGCCACAGCAAGAACGGCUCGCUUCUAAAUCACACUGUGGUUCUGAUCCAAAAGUACGGAACCAAGAGGAUCCUUGUAAAACAUGAUCCAGAGGAUUACCUAAAGUGCUCCACUCAGAACUACAGCGGAGAGUUUCACUGCUCCUGGAUCUGGGACAGCAGUCGUGUUGGCAAAGUAGCUUUUAUCAAAGCUCAACGCAGUUCCGACAACGGCGACGCCCACUGUUCGGUGGACACCCAGGAGCGCUGGCUGUGCUCCACAGGACAAAGCAACUUCAGCUGUUCAGUCUCUGAGAGUGGGGACGGGAUCUCCUGCCUGGAGGGGAACUACUGCCCCUACGCCGAGGAGAACCAGCAGAUCCACAUCAGCGUCUAUGUGAAGUCUGAGCAGUUCCUGCUGGAGAACUACUCCAAAGGCUUCUACUUGUCAGAGAUAGUGAAACCCGACAAAGUGAGGAUUGGUAAAGUCAACGCUACGGCGAUAGAGUGGAGUUACCCGAGCUCCUGGAGCAGCCCCUACUCUUACUUCCCCCUCACGUUUGAUAUCAUACAGCUCAGGGGGAGAUGCCACAACUGUGAUAAUCCCUGCACUCAGUCCAAAACUUUAAAGACUUCGACAGUCCAUUCUGCAGCCAUCUGUCAGUUUGAAGUGAAGCGCAGAGCCAAGGCAGUGUGUGUCAGAGCGAAGGACGCGUUCUGUAACUCACAGUGGAGCGAAUGGAGCCACAUCCGUCUGAAUCAGAAAAAGUGUGAGGCGGGGCUGCACGGUAGUGUAGUGGUUAGCACGCUCACCUCAAAGAGAGACUAUCCCUUGUACGAGUCCAGUCGGGGGUCUUUCUGUGUGGAGUCUGCCAGCUCUUCUCAGAGACUGAGGGGAGGCAGGAGGAAGAACAAAACGAGCAAAGAGCGAAACAAACAACAGGCAUAACAGAAGAACGGGAAUAACAACACCGUGUUUUAUGGGCUUUUAUAUAUUCCUGUUUGUCUCAUCUGAUAACAUUAUGUUUGUACUGGGUGACUUUUCUUACUAAUAAGCAAAUAAAUAAAGUAGAAUU